Molecule: messenger RNA, 1038 nt
Organism: Ailuropoda melanoleuca (giant panda)
Lineage: Eukaryota; Metazoa; Chordata; Mammalia; Carnivora; Ursidae
Gene: ZAR1
Product: zygote arrest 1
Exons: 5
Coding region: 1-927 (308 amino acids)
Biological process (GO): translation
Cellular component (GO): cytoplasm
Source: RefSeq, a predicted model, not a curated record
AUGGCUGCCCUGGGGGAUGAGGUGCUGGACGGUUACAUGUAUCCGGCGUGCGUCCCCUACUCGUACCCGUACCCCUACCCGCCGGCCGCCAAGAGCAAGGGCGAGGCGGGCGGGGGUGGCUGGCGGCACCGUGGCGGGGGCUACGCUCCCGCGUCCUCCUCCUCGUCGUCCUCCUCUGCCGGGGCGGCCGUGUCGUCUUUCCCGGGCUGCGGGCAGCUGACGGCCGCCGAGUACUUCGACAGCUACCAGCGGGCGCAGCUCAUGGCCCUCCUGUCGCAGGUGAGCCCGGGCCUGGGCCCGCGGCCCCGCAGGGCCAGCAGCCGGGACGUGGCGGUGCAGGUGAACCCGCGCCGCGACGCCUCGGUGCAGUGCUCGCUGGGGCGGCGCACGCUGCUGCGCCGGGUCCGCGACUCCGCUCCCCUGGCCGGCCCUGGCCUCGAGGGAGCGGCGGGGCCGGGGUUGUCGCCGCGGGACACAGGGGCGGGCGAGGGAGCCCGGUGGCGCGCGCCCAGGAGCCCGGAGCAGCCCCCGCCAGUGGGGCGGACGGAGGACGCCGCGGCAGAGAGGUCGUCGCCCGGGAGCCCCGAGCAGGCCAAGGAGCGGCCGCGCUUCCAGUUCUUAGAGCAGAAGUAUGGCUACUAUCACUGCAAGGACUGCAACAUCCGGUGGGAAAGUGCCUACGUGUGGUGUGUGCAGGGCACCAACAAGGUUUACUUCAAGCAGUUUUGCAGAACUUGUCAGAAGUCUUAUAACCCUUACCGAGUGGAGGAUAUCACCUGUCAGAGUUGUAAGCAGACUAGAUGUUCCUGCACUGUAAAACUCCGCCACGUUGACCCCAAAAGGCCCCAUCGUCAAGAUUUGUGUGGGAGAUGCAAAGGCAAACGCCUGUCCUGUGACAGCACUUUCAGCUUCAAAUAUAUCAUUUAAAUAAAUGUAAAAAAAAAAAAAAAAACCAAAAAAACCACAGUCCUACUUGAACGUGAGCUAAUGCAGCAGACAAGUUAGCUUUUUUCCAUGCUCCUUUCUGCCUCUCCCUUC